Messenger RNA from Vairimorpha ceranae, 163 nucleotides. RefSeq lists its product as hypothetical. The record is from RefSeq and is a predicted model, not a curated record. NCBI's taxonomy places the organism in Eukaryota, Fungi, Microsporidia, Nosematidae. The annotation marks the transcript as partial. The transcript has a single exon.
CCCUAGUGGUAUGCUAGUGUGUGUCACUGAUUAUUUGAUUUUGAGUUUUGGUGCCGGAGAAGCUUUCUUAGAUGACAAUAAAUUUAUUUUAUUUUAUUUUUUUUUUUUACUUUAUAAUUGGCAAUUCGUCAAAAUAUUUUUUUAUUUUAACUUUUCUUUUUAA